AAAUGUUCCCCUGAAUGUGGCCUGACAAUAUCAGAAACGGCAUCCUGAUAUUAUCACAACAUAAAUCUUAUCUAUUUGUUAAUAAUUAUUCAGAAGAAGAAAGAAAAAUUGGGAAAGGAGUGUGAAAGUUGAUGAGAGAGAGAGAGAGAGAGAGUAGGAUAUUGUAUUUAGAAAGACAGAGAGAGAGAAUAUAAAGAGAUUUUUAGGGCAAUAGUUUUGUUUUGGAGUGCUGUAAUACCACAUGGCUUCGUUGCCGCUGGGGCCUAAUCAUCUACCAGAAAAUGAUGAAGGAGAAGGAGGAACAGUAAAGAUCGUUCCUCCUCAUCCUUCUAAAAUGGAAACUGAAAAGGAAAUAUCAGCCGCAGUUGUUGAGGGAAAUGAUCAAGUCACUGGUCACAUCAUUUCUACCACCAUUGGGGGUAAAAAUGGUGAACCCAAGCAGACCAUCAGCUACAUGGCUGAGCGGGUUGUGGGGACUGGGUCCUUUGGAAUCGUGUUCCAGGCAAAAUGCUUGGAAACUGGAGAGACUGUGGCUAUAAAGAAGGUCUUGCAAGAUAGACGGUACAAAAAUCGUGAGUUGCAGUUAAUGCGUUCGAUGGAUCACCCAAAUGUGGUCACCCUGAAGCACUGCUUCUUUUCCACAACAAGUAGAAAUGAACUGUUUCUCAACCUGGUUAUGGAAUAUGUCCCUGAAACUGUGUAUCGAGUUUUGAAGCACUACAGCAAUGUGAACCAGAGGAUGCCUCUCAUCUAUGUGAAACUCUAUACCUAUCAAAUUUUUAGAGGCCUAGCUUAUAUUCACAGUGUCCACGGAGUUUCACAUAGAGAUGUGAAGCCUCAAAAUCUUCUGGUUGACCCUCUUACGCACCAAGUCAAGCUUUGUGAUUUUGGAAGCGCUAAAGUGUUGGUUAAAGGUGAAGCAAAUAUAUCAUAUAUAUGCUCUCGCUAUUACCGGGCCCCAGAACUCAUAUUUGGUGCCACUGAAUAUACAACAUCCAUAGAUAUUUGGUCAGCUGGUUGUGUGCUUGCUGAGCUUCUUCUAGGCCAGCCCUUGUUUCCAGGAGAAAGCGCGGUAGAUCAACUUGUUGAGAUCAUCAAGGUCCUUGGUACUCCAACUCGUGAGGAAAUUCGCUGUAUGAAUCCAAAUUACACAGAAUUUAGGUUUCCACAGAUUAAAGCACACCCGUGGCACAAGGUUUUCCACAAAAGGAUGCCCCCAGAAGCAAUUGAUCUUGCUUCCCGACUACUACAGUAUUCACCAAGUCUCCGAUGCACUGCGCUAGAAGCAUGUUCUCAUCCUUUCUUUGAUGAGCUCCGUGAACCCAAUGCCCGUCUGCCAAAUGGCCGACCUUUGCCUCCUCUCUUCAACUUUAAACAAGAAUUAUCUGGGGCCUCCCCUGAGCUAAUUAACAGGUUGAUACCUGAGCAUGUGAGGAGGCAGUUGGGUCUGAGUUUCGUGCACCCAACCGGCACAUAAGUGGAGACAGAGACCUGGUAUUUAUAUAUAUAGUCUACUCUGGUAAAGAUGCUAAGCAGAGAGGCAGGCCCGGCCUUGGUGCUGAGCAAGCUGGGCAGUUGUCCAGGGCUUACGGUUGCGGUUUAAUCUCUGGGGUUGCUCCUCUGAGCCUUGCAAGCAGCAGUCAACAAUUGCGGUUGCUUCUCCAAGCCUUAAAAAUCACUUUUCUUAUAGGGUAACUCGCCAAGUUGGGAACUCACCAUAGGGUUUGUUGCACGUAUCAAGUGUAGUGUAAUUCUUGCAGAACUGAAGUAGAAUUUCAAUAUUUUGAUGUUUGUAAAAUAAUUUUGUUUCGUUUUGGUGGAUGGCCAGCAAAUUAUAAGCUUGAUGAAUGUGUAACUGCUUGUGUUGCCACCUUUUGGCUAUAUUUCAAUCACCUUGGCGACAAGCUGAAUAAUUUUAUCCAAACAAUACCAACCAUGUUCACCA
Messenger RNA from Papaver somniferum (opium poppy), 1945 nucleotides. Its product is annotated as shaggy-related protein kinase eta. The transcript is spliced from 12 exons. Gene Ontology annotation, cellular component: cytoplasm. Bases 242 to 1477 code for a protein of 411 amino acids. The record is from RefSeq and is a predicted model, not a curated record. Gene Ontology annotation, molecular function: ATP binding; protein serine/threonine kinase activity. Gene Ontology annotation, biological process: protein phosphorylation; signal transduction. NCBI's taxonomy places the organism in Eukaryota, Viridiplantae, Streptophyta, Magnoliopsida, Ranunculales, Papaveraceae.